AUGAAGAUAGCAGGUGAACAACAAUCAGUAGAAAUACCCAUAUUGGGUAAAACUGAUGAAAGAAAGAGAAAAGAAAGGGAGGUAAAUGAAACAAGAACUGGAUGCAAAGCUCAUAUUCGUUUUAAGAAAAAUACAGAAGGUAGAUUUUUUGUUCUUGCACAUAAGUUGGAACAUAAUCAUGAACUGGUAAUAACAGUUCAAAGACAUCAUCUAAGAUCAGAAAGGCAAAUAUCAGCUCCAAUGGAUGAGCUAAUUGAGAGCAUGAUUGAGAGUGGUAUUAAACCAAUGGAUGCUUAUAAUUAUAUAAGCAAUGAAGCUGGAGGAGAAGAAUGUGUAGGUCAUACUAAGAGAGAUCACCUUAAUUAUGUAUCAAGGGUGAAAAUGAGUAUGGUUGAAGGUGGAGACAUGCAAAAUGUAUUAAACACCCUUCAAGAAAGAGUAGAUCAAGAUCCCUCAUUCUUUUAUAGAUUGAAAUUUGGAGAAGAAAAUAAUGUUGUGAGCUAUUUUUGGCGUGACUCCCAAAUGCUUGAAGAUUUCAAAGCUUAUGGUGAUGUUUUAAUCUUCGAUACAACAUAUAGAACAAACAAAUAUGGGUUGAUAUGUGCUCCAUUUGUUGGUAUAAACAAUCACUGGAAAACAACAAUGUUUGGAUGUGCAUUCAUAACUGAUGAAAAGACUGAUACAUUUGUUUGGCUGCUUUCAAUCUUCAAAAAGUCAAUGUGUGGAAUUGAACCAAAAUCAAUCUUCACUGAUCAAGAUCUUGCAAUGAGUAACGCCAUACCAGAGGCCAACAGAACCACUAAACUUUUGGAGUUCUUUCAUAUAUUUGAAGCUACUGUGAGAAGAUGGAGAAGCACUGAAAAGAGUGACAACUUCAGAUGUACUACUGAGAAACCAAAAACAACAACAAAAAUCUUAAAACAUGCUGCUAAAGUUUAUACUCUGAACUUAUACAAGGAUUUUAAGUUGGAAUUUGACACCAGUCUAGGAGCAUAUGCAAAGGAAAAGCCAACUUCAAUGCAAUACGUCAAAUUCUUUGAUGUUUCUCUUGAUGAAGAUUAUAUGCACACCUAUCAAGUCAUAUAUCACUGUCAAAACAAUGAGUUUAUGUGUUCUUGUAUGUGCUUCACAGAGACUGGAUUGAUGUGCUUUCACAUUCUCAAGAUAAUGCAAAUGUAG
Molecule: messenger RNA, 1179 nt
Organism: Chenopodium quinoa (quinoa)
Lineage: Eukaryota; Viridiplantae; Streptophyta; Magnoliopsida; Caryophyllales; Amaranthaceae
Product: protein FAR1-RELATED SEQUENCE 5-like
Exons: 2
Coding region: 1-1179 (392 amino acids)
Biological process (GO): regulation of DNA-templated transcription
Molecular function (GO): zinc ion binding
Source: RefSeq, a predicted model, not a curated record